AUGCGUUUAGCCAUUGUGUUUCUUGUUUUCGCUUCAGUUCUCGGAUUCAGUUCUGGUGCUUUGACUGUCCUUCAACAAUUACUCGACAGAAAUGAUUACAAUCUCAAAUGGAAAUAUGGUACUGCUCAAACAGUCAAGUACAUCACUAUUCAUAAUACAGCUAAUAAAGCAACAGCUCAGAAUGAAGCUACGUAUUUGAAUAAUCGUCGUGAUAAUCAAUACAUUUCAUUCCAUUAUGUCGUUGAUAACAUUCACGCCAUUCAAUUAUUACCUGACAACACUCAUGGCUGGCAUGCAGGUGAUGGUAGUGGCGAAGGUAAUAAAGCUUCAAUCGGUGUGGAGAUCGCUCAAUCAACAAACGAUAACGUUAGUUUGAAAAAUGCUGCCAUUGAAAAUGGUGCUCGCUUAGCAGCACGAUUACUCAAACGUUUCAAUUUCGGCACUGAUCGUCUUCGUAAACAUCAAGACUGGAGCGGUAAAAACUGCCCACAUGACAUUCUCGGCCGCUAUGGUUGGACAACAUUUGUUAACUUAGUCCAACAAAAAAUGAAUUCAGGUGAUUAUUAA
Molecule: messenger RNA, 567 nt
Organism: Adineta ricciae
Lineage: Eukaryota; Metazoa; Rotifera; Eurotatoria; Adinetida; Adinetidae
Source: the annotation of a GenBank genome assembly